Messenger RNA from Ruditapes philippinarum (Manila clam), 1631 nucleotides. Its product is annotated as UDP-GlcNAc:betaGal beta-1,3-N-acetylglucosaminyltransferase-like protein 1. Lineage: Eukaryota; Metazoa; Mollusca; Bivalvia; Venerida; Veneridae. The transcript is spliced from 12 exons. The coding region runs from base 75 to 1115 and encodes 346 amino acids. The record is from RefSeq and is a predicted model, not a curated record.
CCUUAAUAGUGGGUUAGGAUAGCAUUUGAAUUAUAACAAAGUUACGUCCCCUUAAUUUAAGAGCGCCAUGGAAAAUGACAACAACAGUGUCUGUUAUACUACCUGUUCAUAAUGCAGACAAAUGGUUAGAUGAAUGUCUACAGUCUGUAGUGAACCAGACAUACUCAGGUAGUCUAGAACUGUCUGUGUACCAGGACUCUUGUACAGAUAACUCUGAGGAGAUCAUAAAGAAAUGGAGAACAAAAUUAGAAGAACAAGAUGUAAAGAUUGUAAUUGGAGGACAUAGUGAUAAAAAUCCUAGAGGAGUUGGUUAUGCAAAGAACAGGGCUAUUGAUCAGAGUUCAGGGCAGUAUUUGUGCUUUUUGGAUGCUGAUGAUGUCAUGGAUAAAGACAGAAUAUUAGAACAGUAUACAGCAGCCAAGGCUUACCCUGACAGUAUUAUUGGAUGUAAGUUUCACAGAGAUCCUGAGGGAUCCACAGAGAGGUUCACAAAAUGGGCAAAUAUGAUAUCUCAAGAGCAGUUACUGACACAGGUGUAUACAUCACAUGGACCCACUGUCAUAAUGCCAACAUGGUUCUGUAGCAGAAAGCUGUAUGAUAAUGUGGGCAGUUUCUCUAAGGCAGGAAAAGGUGUACCAGAAGAUUUGAUAUUUUUCUACAAGCACCUGGAACUUGGAGGGGGUUUAUACAGGGUGGAGAAAGAUUUAUUGAUGUACAGGUACCACACAGAGGCAACAACAUUCUCUGUGAAAGAAGAAACAAUAUGGAAGGAGCGUGUACAAUUCUUAGAGAAACAAGUGUUAACAAAAUGGCCAACAUUUACAAUAUGGAAUGCUGGGAAACAGGGGAGGAAACUCUAUAGAUCUCUUUCAGCACCUAAUCAAAAAAAGGUUGUAGCAUUCUGUGAUGUUGACGAGAAGAAAAUCAGUAAAGGUGUGUACAUCUAUGAGGAAUCUAAGGAGAAACCCAAACCAAGAAUUCCAGUCGUACAUUUCAAAGAUGCUGUAACACCCUUUAUCAUCUGUGUUAAACUGGACUUGACACAUGGUGAUUUUGAGAGAAAUCUUGAAUCUCUACAGCUAACAGAGGGACAGGAUUACUUCCACUUUAACUGAAAAUGAAUGUGCAAUGUAUGAUGAGGAAAGUAGAUGAAAGACUUGCUAUUACUUUGCCUUGGGUGUUUAUUGACUGGUGCCACAAGAUGAACUAUGGAAUAACGUCUUCAAUAUAGAGCUUUUACACUGUAUAAGGGUGACAGUAACAACAAGCACUAUUUGCUUUAUAUAAUGAUAUAGAUAAGAUCUUACUCGAGUUUCGUGUUGACUUAAAGUCCCUUAACCUGCUGGGACCGUACGGGAAUUAUCCUGUGCCACCAGUUUAGAGCCAGGCUAGCCUGCACAUUCUGUGCAGCCUGACAAAGUGCUGUACUGUUGGUAGCUCAGCUUUUGUACUUUCAUCUUUGAUAUUUAAAUCCAUCUGGAAUGUUCCAAAGUCACAGCACCCGCCAGGCAAAAACUCAGCAGGUUAAAGAAUCUAAGGAAACUAAAAAAAGGGAGCCAAAUUAAUACAACAUCAAAACAAUGUGUUCUUUAGAUUUAUAUCAUUAUUAUUUUUACUAUUAUGAAGAACAU